AUGAGAAUGGAGUCCACUACUCGCGCUGUGAUUGGGUUUCGGCUCUGCUCCCGUCCGAAAAAAAAACCGUGUGGCACAGGGGUGUGAAAAAUAAACCAACGCUCCUCUAUUGUAUAUAAUAUUUUGGGCAACGUAGAAAAUUAAGAGCUUGUAUGAUGAAGAUGGAGGUCAGACCUCUGUUGAUGUGCUUUGCACUGUGUGUGGUGUAUGCUACCAGCAAACCCACAGAGAAGAAAGACCGGGUCCACCACGAUGCAACGCUGAGCAGCAAGGAACACAACGAUGGGACAAACUUCGACUAUGACCAUGAUGCAUUUCUUGGGGAAGACGAAGCUAAGACCUUUGAUGACCUUACACCAGAGGAAAGCCAGAACAGGCUUGGUAAAAUAGUAGAUAAGAUCGAUGCAGAUGAGGAUGGAUUUGUCACAGAGGCAGAGUUGAAAGCAUGGAUUAAAAAGGCACAGAAGAAAUAUAUCUACGACAAUGUAGAGAGGCAGUGGAAGGACUUUGACAUUGACAACGAUGGAAUGAUCUCUUGGGACGAAUAUAAGAAUGUCACAUAUGGAUCAUAUCUUGAUGACCCCGAACCUGAUGAUGGUUACAACUACAAGCAGAUGAUGGCCAGAGAUGAACGGAGAUUCAAAUUGGCAGACCAAAAUGGAGACCAAAUUGCUGACAAGGAGGAGUUUACGGCCUUCCUCCAUCCCGAAGAGUACGAACACAUGAAGGACAUAGUUGUGUUGGAAACUAUAGAGGAUAUUGAUAAGAAUGGUGAUGGUUUUAUUGACCUGGAAGAGUAUAUCGGUGAUAUGUACAACCAUGAAGAUGAAAUGGAUGAACCAGAAUGGGUGUCGACAGAGCGUGAGCAGUUUUCAGAGUUUAGAGACAAGAAUAAGGAUGGGAAGAUGGAUAAAGAGGAGACCAUGGACUGGAUCCUACCAGCUGACUAUGACCAUGCCGAAGCUGAAGCCAAACAUCUGGUGUACGAGUCUGAUACCAACAAGGAUGGCUUACUCACCAAAGAGGAGAUAAUCAAUAAAUACGACUUGUUUGUGGGAAGUCAAGCAACUGACUUUGGAGAGGCGUUAGUUCGACAUGAUGAGUUUUAAUUGAGUUUUUUAGUAUAUUAGACGAUUACUUUUACUUUGAUUUGGUCAAUAAUUUAUUUUGUAUUGCUACACCAUAAUCCAACACUAAACACUCAGAUUCAGUUUACUUGGCGAUGGAUUGUUUUCCUUUUUUGCACACAGAAAUACAUUUAUGGUUGUUUUUACUGUCAAAUGUUUUAGCAGUGUUUGAAUUCAUGGUCCAAGUGUAGCAUUAUUAUCAUGUCGACAAAAGCUAUUCAUAUUUUGCGGUUUGAUAAAUCAAGUAUUUCUUUUUGGCUCUGCACAGUCCUUAUGUCCAUUUCAUUUCACCAGGGGCGGUUCUAAAGUGAGUGGAUAUCCGGGGCUUAGCCCAGAGACCUCCACAUAUGUGUUUGAAUACAGUGGUGUAGCAAGUCAGGUCUCGGCCCAUAUGCAAAAACGUUUAAUGGGCCACAUCCAUCUGUUCGCGACCGCGUUGUGCAUUACUGGACAUAGGUUGUUUAUUAUUUAAAUGUUGAUGAGUGUCAAUCGUGCUCAAAUAGUAACAGAAAAAGAGGGAAAAACGAUGCAGCCAGCAUUUUACAUGUUUUUACACGCUACAUUGGAACCGUCCUAACAUUUCAAUGAUAAAACUUGUCAAAUAUUAAACUUUUAGCCACUUACUUCGCGCUGGCUCUUUCACAGUUAAAGCGGACCUUAACCGUGUGUAGCAAAUCCCGCCCUUCUUCAUUUGAUUGGCUACCUCAAUUUGAUUGAUAAAUUUAACUUCUUUCCGUUUCGAAAACACCUAGGCAAACAAAGUAAUGUUGUAUAUUAUGCAAUAAUGAUAAGAGUAUAAAUGAUUACAUGUAUUAAAAUGACUAAAUAUAUGACAACUAAUUAGGACAAUAAAGACCUACCUUAACCUCGCCAUACACUAUAUUAUUCAACACCUGUUGGCCAUUUUCAAGUAUUUUGUUGAAACUAAAUGCCUGUAUGAUCUUAAUAGCCUAUGCGAUGUGAAUGUAGUUUGGCAAAAGGCAAAUUCAACCUUUUGAAAUUCUAAAAACUUUCGGGGCUUCAGGCCCCUAAACCCACUCCUAGUGCCGCCUCUGCCUUUCACCUUCCACAUUGGUCCUUAAUUAGCCUAGAUCGUAAGAACAAGUGGCACCAGGAAUUUGCAUUAUAUUUGAAUAAUUCAACUUUCACAGUGUGGCUCCUGCUUUUUUAAGGUCCAGUUUAAGAUGUUACUGGUAAAGAUGUAUGAAGGUGGUUUCACCUUGAUAUUGUUUGGAGUCUGUUUGCCCACUUUCACAGACAAUUUGAUGUUUGCAACCUGCAGUACCAUGUUACAAAACUUAGCAUCUACCAUUGGCUUUUUUUUAACUUUAUUAAUUAAAUGUUUUGAGUACUCAAGGUUUUGGAGUGACUGCCUAUAGUUUUGUAAUCGAUUCUAGUGGGGAGGGCCUAUAUGUUUUUGCCGGGGUGGCCCUAACAUUAAGGAUUUCUCCAAAACAAGUCAACUAGUUUCUCUGAAACAAUCCCUGAUGUGCAGUGGUGCUUUACAGAUUGUAUAAACAAAUUGUCAAUAAAAUAUAAUUCCAAUAA
Messenger RNA from Triplophysa dalaica, 2675 nucleotides. It is a transcript of the gene calua, whose product is annotated as calumenin a. Gene Ontology annotation, cellular component: endoplasmic reticulum. The coding region runs from base 153 to 1109 and encodes 318 amino acids. The record is from RefSeq and is a predicted model, not a curated record. Gene Ontology annotation, molecular function: calcium ion binding. The transcript is spliced from 7 exons. NCBI's taxonomy places the organism in Eukaryota, Metazoa, Chordata, Actinopteri, Cypriniformes, Nemacheilidae.